Molecule: messenger RNA, 1572 nt
Organism: Aureobasidium melanogenum CBS 110374
Lineage: Eukaryota; Fungi; Ascomycota; Dothideomycetes; Dothideales; Saccotheciaceae
Product: MFS general substrate transporter
Exons: 5
Coding region: 1-1572 (523 amino acids)
Biological process (GO): transmembrane transport
Molecular function (GO): transmembrane transporter activity
Source: RefSeq, a predicted model, not a curated record
AUGGCCCCUCUGUUCGAUGAUACCAAAGCAACCAAACACGUCAAUGCUCAGCCUCAUCCUAUCAAUCCCCAAAGCGACGACGAGAUACUUUCCUUAGGCAAAGGUGAAAUCCUUGGUUCCGAACAUGUCGACUCGAUCCUUAACGCAAAGAUGCACUUGGUGAACAAUGCCAUUGAUGAAAUUGGCUUCACGGGCUACCACUGGAAGCUGUUUGUUCUCAAUGGUUUUGGUUACGCAGUCGACAGUUUGCUUCUAUUGGUACAAGGAAACAUUGCCUCGUAUGCCGCUAAAGAGUUUCAACCAUCGUUUCCUAAAGGUCUCACCAUCGCCGCGUAUGUUGGCAUGUUGGUCGGCGCCCUCUUCUGGGGCCUGUCAGCAGAUGUCAUUGGCCGCAAAUUCGCUUUCAACUUCUCUCUUAUGAUCUCUUCCGUCUUCGCCAUCGUUGCAGGUGGUUCUCCAAACUGGGUUGUCCUCGGUCUGUUCAUCUGCUUAUCUGCUUUUGGCAGUGGUGGCAAUCUUGUACUUGACACGGCUGUCUUCCUCGAAUACCUCCCUAGUCAGAGUCAAUGGUUGAUCACUGCCUUAGCUGCUUGGUGGGGUGUUGGACAACUAGUUGCUGGGUUAUUCUCUUGGGCUUUUCUUCCAAACUACUCUUGUGCGACCGCUGCGACAUGCACUCGUGCGAACAACAUGGGCUGGCGCUACGUCUGGUUUGCCGAUGGCUCCCUUGUCUUGGUCAUGUCUCUUGCCCGGAUUCUCGUUAUUAAGCUUAGAGAAACACCGAAGUUUCUGAUCGGUGAAGGCAAGGAUGCUGAAGUGUUUGACACUCUUCAUUUUAUUGCUAACAAAUACAACCGUCCUUGCAGCUUGACACUAGAGCAGCUCGAGGCAUGUGGUGACAGUCAAGCGACGUCUACUUCACAUGCGAGAUCGAGAUUUUCGCCCAUGGAAACCAUCGUCCACUGUCGCGGUCUCUUCGCAACCAAACGUAUGGGGCUCUCAACAUCUCUGAUCUGGUUCUCCUGGCUCCUCAUUGGUCUUGCCUACCCUCUUUACAACGUCUUCCUGCCCACCUACUUGGCCACUCGCGGCGCAGAGUUUGGUGAACAAUCUCAAUCCGUCUAUUGGCGCAACUAUGCCAUUGCCAAUCUCUGCUCCAUUCCUUCUCCAAUCUUGGCAGGAUAUAUGUGCAGGAGCAAAAUCUUUUGGGGCAGAAGAGGAACUAUGAUUGUUGGUGCUCUUAUCACUAUGGCUUUCUUCUUUGCGUACACUCAAGUCCGUAAUAAUGCUCAGAAUCUUGCGUUUACUUGCUGUAUCAGCUUUUGUUUGAACAUUUACUAUGCUACACUCUAUGCCUACACUCCCGAGGUAUUGCCCUCCGCUCACCGCGGAACUGGGAAUGGUAUUGCUAUUGCAUGUAACAGAGUCAUGGGCAUCAUCAGUGCAGUCGUCGCCACCUAUGCCAACACCAGCACUCCUGUCCCCAUCUACAUUUGUGCUGCGUUGUACAUUGUCAUGGCUUUGGUAGCUGCUGCAUUCCCAUUCGAACCGAUGGGUAAGAGAAGUUCUUGA